AUGCGUCGGUGUACACUGCAGGCAAAGAACUCACCAGUUGACUGGAAAACACGUGUGCGGCGCGGAGUGCAGCGACUCGUGCGGCAAUAUGUGCCAGACCCGCGCGAUGCCCCACUGACGGAGUUGCCAAUGAGUGCAGAUGCAUACAAGCGAACGUACUUGCAACAAGAGGGCGGUGUGCGGGUGGGCAUGCGGCCCGGACAGUCCGUAGAGGAUUACAUGGCAGAACGAGAUCAGAAGUGGUUAGAGGCUCAACGCAUCACAACAAGUCGAUUAGUGAAUGAACAAAAACUGCACACAACUGCAGAUGGACAACUCUUUACAGGUACAGGUACUCGUGAGGCGUAUAUGGAUGUGGAACACGCAAACCGUCUCGUCAAGUCACCAAAGCCAAGUGACUAUGAAGCAGAUGAGGAAUUAGUGCUCAUGCGACGACAGUUGCAGGUGGAAAAUGAGGCGGAGUACCGUAAGUUUAUUGCAGAGUCUAAACGUUCAGAAAUGACAAUGGGAGAAACACAGAAACGCCGAAGACCACACCCGAGUGAUCCAACGUAUGAUCCUUUUAAGAUAUGCCCUGGAUAUAGACCACAAGAUAGUGUCGCACUGGCACAGUGGUUAAAACGACAACGUGAGUCUGGUAAAACGGCGAGUGGACUUUCUCUUCAAACAAAAGAAGGUCAAGAAAGAUUUUACAAUGAAGAAAAGAUGGCGACCCAAUUUCAUGCGAAUCCUUUUUCUGCACGUGUGGAAGAACCUCGUGGAAUGACAAAGAUGCGUAUCACUGCAUAUUCACCUGAUAGUAUUUUUGUUAAUGAUAAAGAAGUUAUUGGUUCCUGUAUAGUAACGGAUAAAGCAUAUUAUCACUGGAACAUUAGUAGUUUUGAAGAAGUAAAUGAACGUACUAUGGCACUUUUACUUCAUUUAUAUCCUGUACCUGAUGUUAUUUUUUUAGGAACAGGACGAAAUUUACAUUUUAUCGACGAAGAGCUGCGCAUCGCUUUUCAGAAGCGUGGCUCCGUAAUUCACUGUCUUACAACUCCACAGGCAUGUGGACACUUUGGUGUACAACUCUCUGUAUCACGCCGAGCUGCACUUGCCGUUAUUAAUCCUGUCCCUACAAAUGGCUAUGGUGUAGAGUGUUUUGGUGAUUUUAUUGAAAAUGACAUGUUUUCCCUCUCUGAUACCCAACUUGGGGUUCCACCUAUUAAACAAUUUUCUUCCACUAUGUUUAAACCCAACAAAGUGGCGGAGAAGUAUCGACAUAUGCAAGGAACUGGUUUUGGUCCAAAGUAUCAUCAAAUGAGUGAUGGUAGAUUAGUGCGUCCUGGGACAAGCGGUACAAAGUUACGACCAUUAUUAGAACCAGGUGAAGAAGUACAGUGGGAGCAACUGCCUUCAUACUACCACUGGUACCCUAAGGAACACCUGCAUGAUUACAUAGAGAAUACCACUAUGCGAGAAAUUCAAGGGAAACCGACUGGUGACCCAUUGGAAAAACGUUUAUAUCAAGCGAUGCGUGGAGGGAAGUCCGAAAAGGAUGAAACCCCAUCACCGGAAUUGGCACCGUGGGACUCUGCUUCUAUUCCCAUCACAAAGUUUCCACAUGAACGUAAUGAAGAAGAGAUUGUUGUGGAAGAUCCGAAAACGGGACGUAUUAUUGGUAUGGAUCGUGAUACCUACGAACGGUGGCGUGUUAUGAUGCAAGAAAGACGUGAAGGUAAACCAGAGAGUGAUCCCGUUGAGUACGAUCAGGAAAGGUUCGUAACAAACAAAGAUGGUGUUGUCUUUGAUUUGUCCAAGAUGAAGUAUAGACCAAUCUUUGAAGGACGAUGGAACCCGAGACGUCCACAAAGUACUGGUAGAACAAAUCCAAUCAUGACAUAG
This is a messenger RNA of Trypanosoma theileri, 1884 nucleotides long. RefSeq lists its product as uncharacterized. The record is from RefSeq and is a predicted model, not a curated record. The transcript has a single exon. Gene Ontology annotation, cellular component: mitochondrial inner membrane. The coding region runs from base 1 to 1884 and encodes 627 amino acids. Lineage: Eukaryota; Euglenozoa; Kinetoplastea; Trypanosomatida; Trypanosomatidae. Gene Ontology annotation, biological process: mitochondrial respiratory chain complex I assembly.